UUGACAAUUACGUCGUGAUCAUAAUAUUGUUGUGUCGGAAUGGUGAUUCUUCUGUAACCAAUUUAGCAUCAAUUGCAUUCAACAGGAGUGGCCGUGUCAGAAUAUAUUGAUUGAAUUUCACUGGUGUAGAAUAGGAAGACGGCUAGAGUUGUUAGAAAGGUUUUGAUGUUGAACAAUGGGUUUACUGGCACGCAGUCGUCACAAGGAACUCAACACCCUGACUUGUCUGGUCAUGGGGCUAACAGGAUGGAAGACAACAGUUGAACUCCACAAUGAUACGUUUGUUUCAGGAUUGAUUACAGAUGUUGAUGUGAAAAUGAAUAUGGAAAUGACAGAUGCCCGGUAUACUGAUGGUAAUGGGAAAACAGUUAUGAUGAAUAAUUUUCACAUAAUGGGUCGAAAAAUUCGAUAUGUACACAUUCCAGACAAGAUUGAUAUUAUGAAGUUGAUCCAACAAAAAGUCACAGUUUCAACUCCACACAAGAGGAUGAGUACUAAAGGUCAUAUUGCCCUGAAGAGAACACAGCAAACCUUAAAAAGAUACCAAAGGGAGCAAGAAGGUCUCUCUACAGCACAGCAGGAGAAGAUGCAAACAAGCCAUAACCAAGAAACUGAAAUAUCUUAAGGUAAUGGUGUAGAAUAAUUUGAUUUGCCUUGAGCAUCUUCAGAACCUUGAGAUAAUUAAGGGAUGCACAUGGAACCCUUUGUGCUUUCAUGCUAGUACGUACGUCUGUCUUACGAUAUUGCCAACCUGAUUUUACAGAGCAGGAAUUGGGCAUUACAGAUAGGUCUUCCAAGUGUCCUCUUAUCUGGCAAGUCAGGAUCACCACUAUCUGAGGUAACAAAUUACCCACAUACCUGAAUGAUGAUUCUUAAAAGUGACACCUGCAUUGAUGUGAUAAUGAUACCAACUGAAAACUGUUAAAACAUUCAAAAGUUAGGAUCGCUGGUGUGCAAAUGAUAUAUUUUGGAGAUUCUUUAACCGUAAAAGUUCAGGAAUGUCACUCAAGGUUUAAGGGUUAAGUCACCAUGUUUCUGUUUGGUAAAACUGUCAAUAAUAAUUUUAUGAAGUUUAUAUUUUGUAUAAUACUCAGAGCGCAUUAUACAUUGUGUUUAUAAAGUCCCUAUUUCUUUUAUCAGUGGUAAUUUAUUGUAAUCUUUUAGGUAAUGAUGAUGUAAGCAGAAGGACUUGUGAUGUUGUCUGUACCAAAGGACUUGCUCUACCUCGAUCAAUGUUUUCCUAAUUGGUGGGUUGGAUGUGGUGAAAACAGGCCCUGGCCAGUGUCUCAUAAUUUAACACCUUUGUUUUUUUUGCAUAGGUCAUUUACUAUUGUUUGGUACACAUCUGCAAAAAAUAAUCCAAAGGUAUUAAAUUCUGAGAUAAAACUGGCCAGGGCCUGUUUUCACCACAUCCAACUCACCAAUUAGGAAAACAUUGAAUACAAAGUGUUAUGCCAUUACAUGUUCUUGUACAAACAUCAUCAAUCAUUACCUGCAUUAAAAAGUAAUUCAUAGCUUGUACAAGAAUUUAAUUUGAGGGAAUGUGAGGAUUUACGAUGUACAAUAUGGUAAGAGACUGAUGGAGUGAAUUAAGAUAGCAAUUAACUUAAAAAAAUUAUAUUGGGAUGUCUGACUUUAUUGUGUAUGUAUCUGUAGAUAAAUGUCAGAAAAUUAUUAGUUCAUAUGGUAUUUUUGAUUGGGAUAUACAUGUAUUUUAUUUAUUUAUUUUUUUUUAAGUCGACAGUCAAACAAGCUCUGGCCCCCUAAUUGGCUCAUUCAUAAUGUUCACUAAAUAUUGAUAUAUUGCAAAUAAAUUAAUUUAUAACUGUUGAGGAUACCCAGUCCUGGUUCCCUUUAAUACCAAACUUAAUGUAUGUAAUGAUAUACAGUACAGUAACUGCUUUAAAACAUUAACUUUUCAAGAUUUGUGGUAAAAAAUUUGAAAUAAAGAAUAUUUGCCGUCGAAGUCACAAACAAAUUCACGCUUUCGGAGAAGGGAGCUUUUUAGACUAGUACCAUCAGCAAAAAUAAACCCCGACUAUAGUUAAUGAGAGAAAUAUGACUGGUUGUUGUAGCUACCGAGGUAAUUGAGCUGGCAGUAAUGUGAUAAGUAUCGCAGAGUUCAAAAUAAACAG
Homarus americanus (American lobster) is the source of this 2135-nucleotide messenger RNA. It is a transcript of the gene Lsm10, whose product is annotated as U7 snRNA-associated Sm-like protein LSm10. NCBI's taxonomy places the organism in Eukaryota, Metazoa, Arthropoda, Malacostraca, Decapoda, Nephropidae. Gene Ontology annotation, molecular function: histone pre-mRNA DCP binding; U7 snRNA binding. Bases 176 to 625 code for a protein of 149 amino acids. The transcript has 4 exons. Gene Ontology annotation, biological process: mRNA 3'-end processing by stem-loop binding and cleavage. Gene Ontology annotation, cellular component: nuclear body; cytoplasmic U snRNP body. The record is from RefSeq and is a predicted model, not a curated record.